CACCAUUUAAACGUGAUACUCAUAGUUUCUAUAAAUGAUGUAAUUAUUUCAUUUCUUUAUACUUAAACAGUUCAAAUGUCAAGUCCUAAGCUUCGUAUGAUUACAGUAUUUGUCAUCAAUAUAAAGUUAAACUUAUUAUGCUGAUGUGCAAUGAUUGGCAUCAUUGCGUUUUCUAACUAAUUUGCAUGGUUAUAUAUUUUAUUUAAGCGUGUGGAAUAUUUUACAGAUUGUAGGGAAUUGUAAUUGCAAACUUUUCAUUUUAAUCUUGAGGCAAAGCAUGAAUUUUCCUUGUGUAUUCAUUCAUGUAUAUUUGUGAUUUAUUUACACAGACAUUCGCCAACUCUGUUUUCAAAGGUGCCAAAUUUUCUUGUGAUCGUUUUCGCCAUGCAUUGUUGAGAGACUUGCGGAAGAUGGAUGUUCAACAGCUGUAUCUUCAUCUAGGCUCAAAUGACAUUCUUACGAAUGAAGCGGUGUUUUACCGAGAUGUAGCUGACUUGUGCGAUUUGGUGCAUCAGGAGGCGCACAAUCGGUGUCCAGAAUGCAGGGUUGUUUGCUCCAACGAAGACGCUUUGCUGAGCCACUUCUGCAGUCGCCACAUCAAGCAACCAGAGACUGGAAAAGAGAGUAAAAUUAAGCUGAUAGGCUCACCAAUGAUUGCAUCUGCUAAUCAUGAACUCAACGAAGUCAGCUCAAGGAAGUGGAAGGCAUGCUUGGAAAAUAGAAGUUUCCAUUAUGAAGGAACAUACAAACAUUUCCCACCCACCAUGUGGAUCAAGAUGUUUGGGCUGAUGAUUCUGGGUCGUAUGUGUGGACAAGGUGGUCCUCAUUACAUCAUGAUGCAGCUGUGUAUUCAACAACAUGUUAACCUGUCCCAGCGGAUGUUGAUGCUCUUAAAUGAUGUUGAGAAAAAUCCAGGACCGGUACUUUAUGACAAAAUAUACAUCGUUUAUUGAAUAACUAUAUAUAUUUAUUUUAACAUUAAAGUGAUUUUUUUCUUGCAUUUUUGUGCCUUUUGUUACUGAGAACUAUUUUAUCAUAUGUUGGUGAUUGAAACCCAGGACCUGUAAGUGCUUCUUAAUAUUUGCAACAAAUGACAAAUCAUGUUAAGUUUUUGAAACAUCUGUUUUUUGUUCAGUUAAAGGACAUAUUGAACUCACUAAUUGCUAAGUUAACUUAGAUGCAUCAAGUUUUUAUUGAUGAUUUCUACUUUCUGUUGAAUCAUUAUCCUUUCCAAAGCCAGAGAGAUAUAGUGUUGGCGUUUUCCAUCGGUCAGUCUGUCAGUCCAUCCAUCUGUUUGUUACAAACAAUUUAGGGCUUCAAA
Dreissena polymorpha is the source of this 1321-nucleotide messenger RNA. RefSeq lists its product as uncharacterized. The coding region runs from base 303 to 953 and encodes 216 amino acids. The transcript has 5 exons. Lineage: Eukaryota; Metazoa; Mollusca; Bivalvia; Myida; Dreissenidae. The record is from RefSeq and is a predicted model, not a curated record.